GGGUCGCGGGUAGGUUCAGACCAUGUAGCCCGCUGGCUAGUAUUAGCAAACACUUCAGUAUAAACUACACUAUUAUAGAGGCUGUUUAUGGCGGAGACACGGACUAAGAAACUGAAUAAAUUCUAGAGUUACAUAGGAAUAGGAAAAAGUAUAUCUGUGAAGCUAACUGAAGGACAUGAGACGGUUUUAAUUAAUUCCGUCAGUUCAAACCGGUCAGUUAGCUAACGCUAACUAAGCUAAGAUAGUUAGCUUAGCAUUUACCUCAGCUUAGCUUGUGAAUAUGGCAGCUGUCUUGAAGCCACAGCUCAGUCAGGGACUGAGAGCACACAUCCAGAAACUAAUAUGGACCAAAGGAUGUGUCAGGCAUGCUUCAUUGGCGAGGAUAGAGAAAGUCCUCAUUGCAAACAGAGGAGAAAUAGCCUGCAGAGUGAUGCGGACAGCAAAAAAGAUGGGUGUCCGUUCUGUGGCUGUGUACAGUGAUGCUGACAGACACUCUAUGCAUGUGGCCAUGGCGGAUGAAGCAUAUCACAUUGGAGCAGCACCGUCACAACAGAGUUAUUUGUGUAUGGAGAAAGUUCUUGAAGUUGCCAAGAAGUCCUCUGCACAGGCUGUCCAUCCUGGAUAUGGUUUCCUUUCUGAGAACACAGAAUUUGCGGAAUUGUGCAAGCAGGAAGGCAUCAUCUUCAUCGGUCCACCUUCAUCAGCUAUUCGUGACAUGGGGAUCAAGAGCACAUCCAAACACAUUAUGUCUGCUGCUGGUGUGCCGAUCAUCGAGGGGUACCAUGGAGAGGACCAAUCGGACAAGAAGCUUCAGGCUGAGGCUGCCAGGAUUGGCUACCCGGUUAUGAUCAAAGCUGUACGAGGUGGAGGUGGAAAAGGAAUGCGUAUCGCACACUCAGAAGCAGAGUUCCACGAACAGCUGGAGUCAGCACGAAGAGAAGCUCGCAAAUCAUUCAAUGAUGAUGUCAUGCUGGUGGAGAAAUUUGUGGAGAAUCCUAGGCAUGUGGAGGUGCAGGUGUUUGGAGAUCAGCAUGGCAAUGCUGUGUAUCUGUUUGAGAGGGACUGCAGUGUUCAGAGAAGGCAUCAGAAGAUCAUUGAGGAGGCACCAGGGCCUGGAAUUAGUCCUGAGGUGAGGCGUAAACUGGGAGAAGCAGCAGUCCGAGCAGCUAAAGCGGUGAACUACGUAGGAGCAGGCACUGUGGAGUUCAUCAUGGACUCUCAGCACAAUUUCUACUUCAUGGAAAUGAACACUCGCCUGCAGGUGGAGCACCCGGUCUCUGAGAUGAUCACAGGCACAGAUCUGGUAGAGUGGCAGCUCAGGGUGGCAGCUGGGGAGAAAAUUCCUCUCUCUCAGGAGGACAUUGUGCUCCGAGGUCACUCGUUUGAAGCUCGAAUCUAUGCUGAAGACCCCAAUAACGACUUCAUGCCUGGAGCAGGGCACCUGCAGCACCUGUCCAAUCCACAGGCAGACGAACACACACGCAUUGAGACCGGGGUCAGAGAUGGAGAUGAGGUGUCCGCUCAUUAUGACCCUAUGAUUGCUAAGCUUGUUGUGUGGGGGGAGGAUCGUCCCGCAGCUCUAAAGAAACUUCGCUACUGCUUACGGCAGUACAAUAUUGUGGGUCUGAACACUAAUAUAGAUUUCCUGCUGAACCUGUCUGGGCAUCCUGAGUUUGAGGCGGGAAAUGUGCACACCAGCUUCAUACCGCAGCAUCACGAUCAACUUUUCCCAGCUGCAGUGCCCCCUACAGGAGAGGAGGCCUGCCAAGCAGCUUUGGGCCUAUUGCUCCGCGAGACAAAACACACACAGAAUUUUGUGUGUCAGUCAGAAGACCUCUACUCCCCUUUCGGCACGGGUAACGGGAGUCGGAUAAACGUGCUGCACUGCAGGAACCUGACGCUGCAGCUGGGGGAAAACAAAGUGGCUGUAGCAGUUACGUACAACACUGACGGGACAUAUAGCAUGGAGAUUGGAGGCCAGGUGUUCCAUGUCUCAGGCGAGUUGCAGAAAGAGGGCGGAGCUACAUACCUGCGCUGCUGGGUGAAUGGAGUUUUGAGUCGGCCGAAGUUGGUCAUCGUGGACAACACAGUCCACCUCUUCUCCAUGGAGGGCAGUGCCCAGGUAACUGUGCCUUUGCCCAAGUUCCUGGCUGGUGUUGGCACUACUGGGGCACAGGGUGGAGCUGUGGCACCCAUGAGUGGCACCAUUGAAAAGAUCUUUGUGAAGGCGGGAGACACUGUCCAGAAAGGAGAUCCUCUUGUGGUGAUGAUCGCCAUGAAAAUGGAGCACACCAUCCGUGCUCCCAAAGCUGGAGUUAUUAAGAAGGUCCUCUUCAGGGAGGGGUCACAGGCCAGCCGGCACGCACCGCUGGUGGAGUUUGAGGAGGUGGCUGAAGAGGCAAAGUCAGAGUCCUGAGAGGGCAGGAGAAGCUGAAGAGGUUUUUAGGAAGAUAAAAAAAUAAUCCAGCACAGUUUGGUGGUGAUUUAUUAUUUUUUUUUGGUCUGCUUUAAUACACCUGUUAACCCUGUUAACCAGCACUGAACGAAAUUGACAGAAUUGUGGUAGUAUUGCUGCAUAUUGCAGCCUGGUUGUGAUGUGAAUUUCAGUGUAGUGCUCAGGCUGAAUUAUUAGAACUGCAAUGUUCCAAUCAAUAUUGGGAUAACUAAUUAUAUUAUCAACAAAUGCAGUAUCAUUAUAGCCCUACUGCUAGCAUAAUGAGGCAUGUUAGGAAAACACACAAAAAACACCAAAUUUACAUCUGAUGACUGAUAAUCCCUGGAGUAAAGGUAAAUUUCACCUGUAGUUACUGUUAGUGAGUAAACUCUUGAGCACAUGUUGGAUGAGUUUGGUUCAUUACUCUAAAAUUCUGGUUAAUGUGCAGUGCUCUCAAGUUUGUUGGAUGCUUUAAAAUCUAGAGAAUCUGCUUUAUAAGAUGCUGUUGGGUUUUUGUUCCAGCUACUUUGUGGUUCAUGUUUUCUGUAAACUCUUGUAUUGUCUGUGUGGUUUUCUUUCUGAUUUGUAUGUGGUGCUUCCUGGUCAGGGUCAUGUAAUGCAUUACUCUUUCUUCCAGUUUGACAUUUGUCUUGUGCCUUUUUAAAUUACUAUGCCAUUCUCCAGUGGACAAAAAAAAGUUCUUGGUUGGUUGGAAUACAGUAUAUUUAAUAGUUGUUGGUAAAACUUAAAAAAUAAAACUUCCAUUAGUAGGCCAUUUAGAUGUAAUGUGAGUUUAAAGGAGCAGUGUACCCAAAAAUGAAAUUUGCCUAGCCAACCAGUCAAAUUUUUUUUUUGCUUUAUUGGCGUAAAUCUAAAAUAAUACAAAUGUCUCACCAAAAAUUUGGGACUUGGUUAACUGCUCCUUUAAGCCUUUAAAAAUAAUUACUCUUCACUAAUUUUAGAACUAAUUUAUUGUCCACUCCAGAAUUGUUAACUUGAGUCUUUUCAGUUCUAUAUAAAAAAUAAAAAAAAACCUACUUAAGUCCACUCAUCAUCAAGGUCCUUUCACGGUUUUCCUCUUAACAUGUUCCAGGUUCUUUCCUAGGUAUCCGUUAAAGCAGUUGAUUUGUUCUGUUGAUUUUUUUUUUAAGUUCUCUUCAUGAUUAAAGUAUUAAGAUAUAAACUAAA
Astyanax mexicanus (Mexican tetra) is the source of this 3622-nucleotide messenger RNA. RefSeq names its product methylcrotonyl-CoA carboxylase subunit (gene mccc1). Gene Ontology annotation, cellular component: mitochondrion. The record is from RefSeq and is a predicted model, not a curated record. The coding region runs from base 281 to 2416 and encodes 711 amino acids. Gene Ontology annotation, molecular function: metal ion binding; ATP binding; methylcrotonoyl-CoA carboxylase activity. Lineage: Eukaryota; Metazoa; Chordata; Actinopteri; Characiformes; Acestrorhamphidae. The transcript has 19 exons.